Molecule: messenger RNA, 1415 nt
Organism: Chara braunii
Lineage: Eukaryota; Viridiplantae; Streptophyta; Charophyceae; Charales; Characeae
Source: the annotation of a GenBank genome assembly
ACUCGACAGAGUGUACUCCGCCCUCUGUCGCAGUACUGUCUGCGCCUCCGCAGACCACCGUCUCCCCUCCUUCCCCGCCGCGACUACCGACGCAUCGAGCCAUUCGCUCAGCCCGUUGCAGCGAGCAGCUUACUACUCGCAAGGACGUUGUGUCCUCUCUGCUGGACUUGAGCAUGCUCCAGGCUCGUCGGGAGCGACUCACCCUCCAUGUCGCUGCAUUGCGUCGCCUUCUCGCCAUCCUCUCUGACCCUGAUCGCACCCUCCCGAUCAUCCCCGUACGACUCGGGACCUCCACGAGGGUGUACUCAGCGCUGUGGGAUUCCGGUUCYCAGGGCGACUUCAUUCACCCACGCGUGGUGAAGGAAGCCCGCUUACCCACGACWGGGUCUCCGACUCCCAUCUCCGUUACCCUAGGGGAUGACAAGACCCAGCGCUUCUUCGAUCAGACGGUCACCGACCUCCCCUUCUUCCUCACUCUCGAACCGACUGAGCGUUUCCCGACGUCUCGUCGCCACCGCUCCUCUGGACAUUUCGAUGUGAUGGAGACGGGGUACGACUUCAUUCUCGGCACUCCGUGGUCUCGUCGGUUCCGCAGCACCGAGGCCGAUUGGGCAACCAACACUCUCGUUCUCAAAACGAAGUGUGGACAGACGUAUCGCGUACCUUUCAUAGGUACCACGACGAUACCACGCCCCGAUCCUUCUCCCCCGGAGCCUUCAGUGCCCACACCAUCUCCCUCUAUCACUGUUACCUCGCCUCGGCAGUUCGCUCACUUCAUUCCACAGGACGACGUCACCUUCUUUAUGGUGGAUGUGACAGAUCUCUUACACUAUGAUCCACCCUGUCCCGACGCCGAGCUCAUCCCUCUGGACCCAGAUCCCCCCUCUAUCUCCAUGGCUCCCAUCUCUACUUCCGUCCCUCCGCCGUCCGUCGAGUCCACCCCGCCGUCGCGCGCUGACGCUGACGCUGAGGAACUCGCACGAUAUACGGCUGACUUGGAGCCCGCAGUUCGUGACCUCAUCCGAGAGUACCACGACGUUUUCCCAUCGUCGUUCUCGUACGCUGGCAUCCCACCGAUGCGUGACAUCGAGCACUCCAUUUAGCUCGUGCCUGAAUAUCGUGUUCACCACCAGGCACCCUACAGACUCUCGAUCCCCGAGGCCACCAAACUCAAGCGUCAGCUUGAGGAGCUCCUGAGACUGGGUUUCAUUAAACCCAGCAACUCCCCGUGGGGUGCACCCGUCCUCUUUGCUUGCAAAGCGGAUGGAACUCUUCGUCUGUGCAUCGACUACCGCGGCCUUAACCGCUACACGGUUAAGAACAGCGACCCCAUGCCUCGUUCCGAUGAGCUGUUCGACCGCCUAGCAGGCAACCACUUCUUUACGAAGAUUGAUCUUCGUAGCGGUUACCAUCAG